Messenger RNA from Filobasidium floriforme, 3284 nucleotides. RefSeq names its product high-temperature-induced dauer-formation protein-domain-containing protein. The transcript has 16 exons. NCBI's taxonomy places the organism in Eukaryota, Fungi, Basidiomycota, Tremellomycetes, Filobasidiales, Filobasidiaceae. Gene Ontology annotation, cellular component: Golgi trans cisterna; membrane; Golgi medial cisterna. Bases 84 to 3116 code for a protein of 1010 amino acids. The record is from RefSeq and is a predicted model, not a curated record.
UCUUCUUCUUCCUGACCUAGCCUAGAUUCGGCAUCCUUCUCUGGCUGGGUGGCGCACGUUCCUAUCCGCUUCUCUCUCUCACCAUGAUGAAAUCUAUCGGAUCUCAGAUCGGGCUCCCGUUUCUCUCCCAAGACGAGGAUGCGCGUUUACAAUUCAGGUCGGGAAAGAAUGGUAUCAAGCGGUUGGCCGUCCGGGAGGCUAUUCCGGUGCACGAUGUCGGGUAUUGGUCGCAGUACUGGAUGCUUUUCGAAAGCUCGGCAGAUGUACAUUCCUUGAUCUCUACAGGAGAAAUCCGAGCGGCUCUGCAUCAAUGCCCCCGGAACGUCUCUACCCUGAUCACAACCCUCUCUUCUCACCUAUUCUCUACGGUCCCAUCUUCCACCUUCCCUACGGCCGCUUCGAGCUCGAUAUCUCCGAUCCCACUACCGAACAACCUCCGCCGGACCUUGACCAACGCCCGUGGGAAAUCCAACCUCUCCACUCCGGACCCAACCAGGGAAGUCCUCAACUGUCUGAGGGUCCUGGGAAGAGUCUUGCCAGUGGUAUACGAGGCGGAGACGGAGAACGUCAAGGAUCAGGAUUAUAGAGACGUAGAUGGAGAUCCCCCUUUCGGGCAAGAUCAGGAGGCUGGAGAAGGGGAGGUCGACGACGGAAGGCUAAAGGACCAUUUCGCCUGGCACGUCUUGUGGAAGCGACCACUAGGCCCUCGGAAUCUAGAUCCUCAGAUUGAUCUGGAUUAUCCAUCAGGACGGGAAGGAGAACUCGCGGUUGGAGAUAGGGCUAGGGACGUAUCGAUGAGUACUCCCUCGGAUCCACUCACGCAAGCGGCAGAACAGAGUGAGAGGCGUCGAGACAAGAACGAUCGAGAUGUCGAUGAAGAGGAAGAGGGCGACCGGCAACCAAGCUUGACGGACAAGUUGUUCGGGGUCACCGUGGACUUGCUGUUCUGCGCUGGGUUUACGAUCCCUGAGAGUAUGAAGGGGGCUGACGGACGGGGUGACAAGAUCAACUACGUGAUCUGGGAAAAGGGAGUAGGGAGCACCCACGACAUCGGGUCUACGACAGAACUCGACCGGAACAAGACGGAAGUCCUUCGUUUCCUCCUCGUGCUCCUUUCGUCGACCAUCUACACCGCUCCACACAGCCUCCCACACUCGCUCAACCGGCCACUACAAUAUCUCACGCACAACCUCGAACGUCGACUCGUUCUCAGUCUACUAUGUUCUUGGCUAAAUACCAGCCUCUCCAGGGGUGCUCAAUCGGCUUGGGGCGAGAACAUACCAUAUAAUCAUCUCAUCACCCGAGCAGGGGAGGAUCGAAGGACAUUGGUCAGGAUGAGCUUGAUGGUCCUCCUCGUCGCACUGGAUCAUUGGAAGGUCGACCGAGAAGAGAUCGUCGAAACUCCCGGAAUCACAGGGAUGGGAAUGGGCGUCGGAUUCAACUUUGGCAUGCCUCCGUCAACGCCGGGAGGGUUGGGGUCGUCGGUCGUAGGCGAGAACGCGCCGAAAAAGGACGAGAACGCCUUUAGGUAUUUCUUGUCAAAGUUGCAUCGGAGAGAAGACUUCGAUUUCAUCCUCACCGGCGUACUCGCCAUCCUCAGUGAACAUACUGCCGUCAACCAGAACGUCUUGCCAGGAAGCAAGAAGCCGGUCGAUUACAUCUUGGAGAUCUUCAUGCUUUUCUGGAAGCUGCUCGACCUAAACAAGCGCUUUCGGACAUACGUUCACGAAUCUGGAAAAACGCAAGACAUCGUUGGUCAUAUCCUCUUGUGCUGCUUGGAGAUGAAGGAUAAUCCAGCCCACCACGGCCUCCUUCGAAUGCUGUCGUACAUCUUGCAAGCCAUGUCGGCCGAUCGAGAGUUUGGUAUGGCGCUCAACAAACCGUUGGACAUUACAAUCCCCGUCAAGUGGAACGUGCAGGGCACGACAGCGGACUUUAUGGUCGUCUCCAUGUAUUCCAUCGCGACCACGCCUGGCCUUAAUCCUCUGUUCCCGGCGUUGACUGUGACCAUCAGCAAUGUAGCGCCAUACCUGAAAGGUCUCGGCAUCCAGGCUUCGACCCGCUUACUCCAGCUUUUCAAAGCAUUCUCGGUCCCCAACUUUUUGUUGGCAGAUGAAGGUCAUCCGAGGCUCGUCUACUACCUUCUUGAAACCUUCAACGGCAUCAUCUUCAAUCAGCUUCAAGAAAACCCAAAUAUCGUCUACGCAAUCCUUCGCUCCCAUCAGGAGUUCCAAGACCUUGCUACAUUCACACUCCUGGGUGGCCUGCGCGACAUCCAGAAACGGAUGUUGGCCCGAGCAGCGAAUCAGGCCGCUACCGAUCGCAAGGCGGAUGGACCCAGAACCUCCCAAGACUCGAGCGUCCUGCCAGAAAAGGCUGGUCUGCUGAGCGAAGAACACCGACGUGACACGAUGGAUCUCGGUAGUCCAAACCUCGGGACGCUUGCCCCUACAACGAACCACAACGUAACAUCUCCCCUCUUCACGCCAGGUGAAGCGGAAGAAGAUCCCAUGGCCACGGCGGAAUCGAACGCGAGCAAACAGACGGCGAACCCAAAGUCGGAAAAAGCCAAGGGAAAGAUGAGGGAGCGAAGCGAAUCGACGAGCACGUUAGCAAUGGACACCGAGUUGCAACGACUUGCAAUGAGCGGGAUCGGACCGAACGGAUACGUCCCUACUCAGGAAUGGGUGUCGAGUUGGCAGAAGGGGUUACCGCUCGAUCCGGUCCUGCUGACCAUAUCGGAACUCCUGCCAAAGGUACAAGAAUUACAACCGUCAACAACGCCUGGUCCGAGUCGAAACGUCAUCAGCUUUUUGAAGAGCGCCACUUUGGUCGACGUCCUGCCAUCACACCCGUCCCAUAAUCCUCGAAGGUUUCAGUGGAGCGUGGCAUCGACGAUAUGGCUUAGCUCGCUGCUCUGGGGACAGAUUUAUACGGCUGCACUACAAAACUUCAACAACACCGCGGUGCGCUUGUUCGGGGUCAAGCAGGCUGCUCCAACACGCCGUGAACAGGCCAUUCAAAACGUCUCGAACAGGUUGUUAUCGUUUGUCAACGGUUAUCCCGCGCCAAUGACGGGGAUACCGAACGGCCGGCCCUCCAUGUCAGGCAUGUAAUUAUGAUCCAUAUAGGCCACCUUUUACGAUCGUUCUGCUAGGAUCUAGUCUGCAUACAUAUCAUACCAUUUUCCUGAUCAUAUCACUGAGGGAGGCAGCAGCUUGUUGCGAUUCAGCCGCUGAUCCGGAUUGGCCAGGCUCGGACGAUGUUGGACGAGAGUGCACAGA